GUAAAGAUCUUAAAAAUGUGGUUACCCAACACCAAAGUGCCAAUUUCCAAAUUAACAAAGUCUUAAUAUGGCCUCUCCCCAACAUAAUUCCCAGGCGGGUAAUAAUUACACGUCACGAACACAUCACCGUCGUCACAAACAGCCCUAACGCACCCAACCCUCCAACUCUUCCUCCACACGAUCUGAGUGUAAUGCCCGCAGACCCGGCCUUGCGCGCACGCGUUGGUCGCGUAGUCGUAGUCCGCCUCCUCGGCUGCCCAGGCCCUGACCGCGUCGCCCGCGGUCCACCCCUGCCCGCUGCCCCAGAAAAUGUUCUCCCCGAGCUGGAACCUCCCCUCGGGGAAGGAGUGCGCCAGCUGGCAGUCCGCCCUCCUCUGCCCGGCCCACCACCUGGCGUGGUCCUCCAAGCGCGGGUCCCACACCAGCGGGGCCUCCCACUUGGAGGCCCGGACCAGGUUGUGCUAGAACAGGAACUGUAUGGAGUCUCCCAGGCAGUUCCAGCACAGCUGUUUGGAGAGGUAGUAGAUUGCUGUUUGGUUGAUUAUUGUAUUAUUACUCUUGUUAGGGUUUUUUGGCAUGGGGGAGGAUGGUGGUGAUGACGUGGACGCCUGGUGAGGUGUGGAGA
Molecule: messenger RNA, 625 nt
Organism: Cuscuta campestris
Lineage: Eukaryota; Viridiplantae; Streptophyta; Magnoliopsida; Solanales; Convolvulaceae
Source: the annotation of a GenBank genome assembly